UAGCAAUUGAAACUGAGCUGGAACUGUCCGUAAAAUGGAAAAGGUUCUAUGUAAUGUCCACGACAGUGUGUGUAUGUUAAAAACGGGCGUGAAAGAUGGACCAAAUAAAGGCAAAAGCUUCUACGUAUGCGUUGACAAGGAAGGCUGUGAUUUCAGUCAGACGGCCAGCAUCUCACCAUCCCACUGCCUCCAUCAUGAAGAUUCGAUGGUGGAACUCCAAGCUCUCACCUACAGUCAACAACAGCAGAGCCACAAGUUAUUCUACCGGUGUAUUAUAGGUAAAAAAGCAGGCCAGAGGUGGUGUGGAAACGUGCCUUGGACUGCACCAGACAAAGAAAAGAGAAACCCUCUAGCUGACGCAAAGCUACAGCCCUCCUGCCUGCCGCCUGUCCGAAACCCCUUUAAGGCCCCGGGCAAACCGGACAAGGACUCUGAGUGGAGAAAGAUGCAGUGUGGUGCAGGCAAUGAGAAGGGAAGAGAGAAGAAAGACAGUGACAAGGCUGAAGGAAGAGAAAGUUAUCAGAAAGAAAAUGUGGAGGGCGUUGGGGCAGGAGUGGAAGACGGUGAGGAAGAGAAUUCAUCGGAUACUUACAGAGGUAAACAACUUCCACAAGGGAUGAAGUUGAAGAAGAGAGUUUCAGAUGAAGAGAGAAACAGCCCCAAAGCUAACAGUGUGGAAAAAAUGACAGACAAGACCGAAGAUAACCGCUCUGAGCAGGGCAAAACAGGCAAAGCUAUUUCUACCUCCACUAUCAAUGCUGCUCGUUCUGAGAAAAUGAAUCAAACCUCUCAGGAUUCUCACAAGGCCUCGCCCAAGCAACCUAAUGCUGGAGAAGCCUGUCUGGUGAAACAAGCUGAACCUAAAGGGAGUGCCUCUAAAUCUGCACCCAGCAGCAGCUGCACCCCGGCUCCCACAGACUCUGUCAACACCGGGAGUCCAACACGUAACAAACCGACUCAGUCAGAGUCCGGUCAAACCCAAAACCACCAAGACAACGACGAUGAUUUAGUGUUGGUGUCAGUGAAACCUGCUAGUCAAAAAACUCCCCCUGUUUCGGCUGUACAAAAAACCCUGACCACCUUCCCAGGAUUUCAGCCAGCUUCUAAGGUCAAAGGUCAACAGCAAGAUCCCAAAGGGCUGCACAGUCUGCUCACUGCUCAGCUUCAACAGAAAAAGGCCACUCUGUCUGUGGUGAAUGUGGCGGCUCUGCCAGAUAAAGGGGAGAGGUUGAAGACUCAGGUCAAGGAGCUGGAGGAAGCGCUGGAGUCCCUGAGCCUCACUGCUGCUUCUCAGCCAGGCUCCCAGGGUGACAGCAGUGAUGCUGCUCCAAGUAGCAGUCAGGUCAAUCCAUUCAGCCGACAAGGCGGCACCAUCCUGCUCCCUGCCCCUCCGGCCCCGAGCCCCUAUCAGCACCAGGCCUCCGGCAGCUCCCUGGGGCUCCAGCUGAGCCAGGGGUACAGCCAGAUGUAUGGAGCAAACCCACAGGCUCAGGCCUUUUACGGUGGCAGGAUGACCGAUGACCGUCUGCUGGCAGUGAAAAACGCCACCUGCGAGGCCAUCGACCAUCUCCACAAAUCCCUGGAGUCUUGCCCCGAUGCUGAGGCCGAAGCCCCAGACCCCAGAGGCAUCAAGGUGUCGCUCCUGCCCCAUCAGAGGAGAGCUUUGGCCUGGCUGCUCUGGAGAGAAGCCCAGAAUCCAUGUGGAGGAAUUCUGGCGGAUGACAUGGGUCUGGGUAAAACUCUGACCAUGAUUUCUCUCAUACUGGCCAAGAACAUCAAGGCGAAAGAGGAAGAUGAAAAGAAGGAAGAGAAGAAACUGGAGAAAUGGAUCUCCAAAACUGACUCCGGCAUUGUGGUUUCUAAAGGCACUCUGAUCAUCUGUCCCGCCUCCCUGAUUCACCACUGGAAGAAGGAGAUCGAGAGACAUGUCAAGACAGGCAAGCUGACUGUGUAUCUGUACCACGGCCCCAACCGAGAGAAAAGUGCCAAAGUGCUGGCAGAUUAUGACGUGGUGGUGACCACAUACAGUCUGGUCUCUAAGGAGAUUCCAGUCCAGAAGGAGGAGGCCGACAAACCCGCCAAGGAUUCUGAUGAUCCAUCGCCCUCAGCUCCUCUGUUGCGAGUGGCCUGGGCCCGCGUGGUUCUUGAUGAAGCCCACAACAUCAAAAACCCAAAAGUGCAGACCUCCAUGGCCGUCUGUCAGCUGAGGGCUCGCGCUCGCUGGGCGGUCACUGGUACGCCCAUCCAGAACAACCUGCUGGACAUGUACUCACUGCUCAAGUUUCUGCGUUGUUCUCCGUUUGACGAGUACAAACUGUGGAAAGCUCAGGUGGACAACGGCUCGAAGAGAGGCAGAGAGAGGCUGAACAUCCUGACCAGGACUCUGCUGCUCCGACGAACCAAAGACCAAAUGGACUCGUCGGGAAAACCACUGGUGUCUCUUCCUGUUCGGACCUGCAAGGUGCAUCGACUCAAACUGUCUGAGGACGAGCAGGCUGUGUAUGAUGUGGUCUUUGCCCAAUCCAGAUCCACUCUGCAGAACUACCUGAAGAGACAUGAAGGAAAAGAUGUGAACAAGGCGAACACGUCCAGCCCCAAUCCCUUUAGCAAAGUGGCCCAAGAGUUUGGUAUGUCGCAGUCUGACCCUGCUGUGCCGAGUUCCAAGCAGGCGUCCAGCACCGUCCACAUCCUGUCCCUGCUGCUGCGCCUCCGACAGUGCUGCUGUCACCUGUCCCUCCUGAAGAAGACUCUGGACUCGACAGAGCUGCAGGGUGAUGGGAUCGUCUUGUCUCUGGAGGAGCAGCUCAACGCUCUGUCACUCUCCUCCAGCCCCUCGCCGUCAUGCCCCGACCCCAAAGACACUGUGGCCCUUAAUGGCACCCGCUUCUCCUCAAAGCUGUUCGAGGACACCAGCGAGAGCACCAAGAUUGCUGCUAUUGUCUCUGAGCUGAAGGCAAUCAGGCAGAAGAGUGACGAUCAGAAAAGUGUGAUCGUGUCCCAGUGGACCAGCAUGCUGAGCAUUGUAGCAGUUCAUCUGCGGCGUAUGGGCUUGAGAUACGGCGUCAUCGACGGGACGGUCAACCCCAAACGUCGCAUGGACCUGGUGGAAGAAUUCAACACUAACCCCAAGGGACCACAGGUGAUGCUGGUUUCUCUCUGUGCUGGAGGGGUUGGACUCAACCUCACUGGUGGGAAUCACCUCUUCCUCAUUGACAUGCACUGGAAUCCAGCCUUGGAGGAUCAGGCCUGUGACAGAAUCUACAGAGUUGGACAAAGGAAAGAUGUCACCAUCCACAGGUUUGUGUGUGAAGAAACAGUAGAGCAGAAGAUUUCCGCACUGCAGGUGAAGAAGAAGGAGCUGGCCCAGAACGUGUUGUCAGGAACAGGAAGCACCGUCACUAAACUCUCCCUGGCUGAUCUCAAAAUCAUCUUUGGUGUCUGAGAUGGGAGAGAACUGGAGAAGCUGGGCCUCACUCUUAAACCUACUGCUACAAAACCAAACAGCUGUUCACACACAUAUUCAAAUUUCAGGGUAUAAAUCUUGAAAUCACCUAAACCUAAAAUACUAGAAGCUUAAUGUAUGUAAUGAGGGGUCUGUCUGUGCUGCCUGACCCCUCUCAGCUUAAUCCAGACCAGGAUCCUAUCUGCUUUACAAAAUGAUAUUGGGCUUUAUGUGCCUUAACAUUUUAUUUCAAAUUUUCUUCUAUAAUUUCAGGACUGCUAUUGGCUCUGUUCACUCAGAUACAUGCUGCGUUUAAUUUUAACAGUAUUUCAGUUAUUCUUAAAUUCAUUCUGAAACAUCAUAGAAGCUGCUUCUGCCCAGAUCUGCUGCUCCAAAGAUAAACUAGUCAGUUGACCAUCAAUUUCACUUAUUUUAUUCAUUUUAAGAGUCACAUGAGGCUGUUACAUAUAGAUAGUAAUCAAAUUUACCAACUUGAAACAUGCACACUAAAAUCAUCAUGUAAUUUCUACACACAACUACAAAUGUGUAUAUUGCCUGUAUCUGGUUGCAAAUGCCAUAGACACACAGAUUCUCGUGGUCCA
Molecule: messenger RNA, 4044 nt
Organism: Seriola dumerili (greater amberjack)
Lineage: Eukaryota; Metazoa; Chordata; Actinopteri; Carangiformes; Carangidae
Gene: ttf2
Product: transcription termination factor 2
Exons: 23
Coding region: 35-3442 (1135 amino acids)
Molecular function (GO): ATP-dependent chromatin remodeler activity; zinc ion binding; ATP binding
Source: RefSeq, a predicted model, not a curated record